Messenger RNA from Lineus longissimus, 1986 nucleotides. Its product is annotated as glucose dehydrogenase [FAD, quinone]-like. The coding region runs from base 35 to 1879 and encodes 614 amino acids. The transcript is spliced from 10 exons. The record is from RefSeq and is a predicted model, not a curated record. Lineage: Eukaryota; Metazoa; Nemertea; Pilidiophora; Heteronemertea; Lineidae. Gene Ontology annotation, molecular function: flavin adenine dinucleotide binding; oxidoreductase activity, acting on CH-OH group of donors.
AUCAUUCAACAUACGACAGGUCGCGACCGUGGCAAUGACUCAACCACUGCUCCCGACUCUCGCCGUCCUAGCCCUCGGGUUCUGUCUGACCUCAUGGUGGUUCAGUCAAGCGUUCAGGACCGUCCCUUUGGAUGCUGCGUUCGAUUACAUAAUUGUUGGUGGCGGCACGGCGGGCUGUGUUCUCGCCUCACGACUAUCUGCGGACCCGAAUGUGACCGUCCUUCUGAUCGAGGCGGGUGGCGCCCCCUCCGGUUGGACCGGGCUUCUCUCCAAGAUACCCCUCAUGACGCCGCUCCUGCAGAAGACCACAGUCGACUGGGCCUACAUGUCAACGCCACAAAAGAAUGCGUUCAUGGCUCUGAAGAACAAUCAAUUUGGUUUGGCCGCUGGGAAAGGUAUGGGAGGUACCAGCAUGAUCAAUGCGAUGGUCUACAUGCGAGGGAACCAGGCAGACUACGACCAGUGGGCUAAAGAUGGCUGCCAUGGAUGGAACUACUCUACUAUCCUCCCCUACUUCAUCAAGGCCGAGAGAAAUCAUAAUAGCAUCCUUAGGGAAACGGGUUAUCACGGGGCAUCCGGCCUCCUCCAUGUCGGAGAUGUCGAGGGUCUCCCGGAACUGACUACAGCCUUCCUGUCUGCCGGGGCGGAGUCGGGCUACGGCACUUACGACCUGAACGGAAAGGAGCAGAUGGGUUUCAUGAAACCACAAGCUACCAUCAACCAGGGAGUCCGAUGCACAUCUUACGAUGCCUACAUCAGACCUGUCUUACACAGGACAAACUUACACAUUCUGCCAAAUUCUGUGGUAACGAAGGUAAUUGUGACUACCUCCAAGAAAGCAGAAGGCGUCUUAGCCAUUGGUGCAGACGGCAAGUCCUUUAGGAUCAACACAACAAAACAAGGAGAAGUGAUAAUCAGCGGCGGAACUAUCGCAAGUCCUAAGAUACUGAUGAACUCUGGGAUAGGUCCCAGGCGCCAUCUUGAAGAAAUGAAGAUCCCCGUCCUAGCCGACUUACCUGUUGGCCACAACCUAAAAGACCACCCAUUCGUUGGUGUCUACUUUACCAUAGAGAAACCUCUAUCGAUUACCCAGUCAAAACUGCUGUCUCCAAAGGAGAUGAUGAAGUAUCUAUUCUUGGGUGAAGGUUAUUACGCGACGAACGGAAUGAAUGGAGUUGCUUUUCUACGAACAUCCCUAGCCAACACAACGAAGCCAGACAUUGAACUCCAGUCCAUUGGUGUUGGUUCUGUUAUCAAUGACGUCAUGAAAGAUGUGUCCAAUUACAGGCCAGAUACUUGGGAGUCGUUCAAACCACCCAAUUACAGCACGACGCAAGAAGGCUUUUUGAUAGCUGUCUCCUUAUUGGCGGCGAAGUCUACGGGACGUGUAGAACUGAAUUCAACGGACCCGUCUGGUGCACCUGUCAUUGACUUGAAUUAUUUCAGUAAAACAGAAGAUGUCAACAGAUUAGCUGAAGGCAUAAAAAUGACAGUUGAUAUCGUCCACAGAAGUGCAGCAUUCCAAGAGAUUGGUGCUAAAGCCCACUUCCCUGCCUAUGCUGAAUGUUCCGGGUUCGAGGCCGGGACAAUGGGUUACUUUCGGUGUUUGGUCAAGCAGACUGCUGUCAGCAUCUAUCACUUUGUUGGAACAUGUAAGAUGGGUGCCUUGAGUGACCCCACGAGUGUCUUAGAUCCAACACUUAGGGUUAAAGGCUUUACUGGCUUGAGAGUGGUGGAUGCGUCCAUCAUGCCAUCCGUCCCGUCUGGGAACACCAUGGCCCCAGUCGUAAUGGUGGCAGAAAGAGCUGGAGACAUCAUCAAGGCCAGAAAGAAAUGCGGAGAAAACCAGAAAAAUAUGAUUCCUACCUCAUGUUAUUAAACCGAAGUCCGUCAUUCGUUGUGAUAUAACAAGAAGUCGUGAUAACGCCGAAAGCGCUCAUUAGUUUGCGUUUGAAUACACAAUGCCUCUAUAAGAUUGUGGUUUAU